Molecule: messenger RNA, 1791 nt
Organism: Oncorhynchus keta (chum salmon)
Lineage: Eukaryota; Metazoa; Chordata; Actinopteri; Salmoniformes; Salmonidae
Product: zinc finger and BTB domain-containing protein 14-like
Exons: 2
Coding region: 425-1576 (383 amino acids)
Biological process (GO): regulation of transcription by RNA polymerase II
Cellular component (GO): nucleus
Molecular function (GO): protein binding; DNA-binding transcription factor activity, RNA polymerase II-specific; RNA polymerase II cis-regulatory region sequence-specific DNA binding
Source: RefSeq, a predicted model, not a curated record
UUACUUUUGACGUUAAUUUGACAUAAAGUGUAUCCCAUCUAGCAGCGACCCGCGCGUCGUCGACUGCAGCCUUGCGUGACAACACCAGAAAAGGGGGAUUCGUGUUUCGCGUAAUGCUGUUUAUUCUGUCUCUCGACAAUUUGUUAAUCUCGAAGGGGGGGGGAAUCGUAUAUUUUCACGUUUAAUCGACACGUCGAACAAUGUAAAAUGUUCUAGUUUGUGUUGUAAAGUGGAUAAAAGUUAAGGAAAACCUUGAAAUGGAGGCUUGCUGAGCAAAAUGGCUGGGCGCACUGAAAUGUGAAACAUUUGUAAGGUUAAACAGUAUCGGCAGAAAUAACUGGCACGCAAGGGCGCAGAAAUACCUUCUUUUUCCACCUCUGGAUGUGAAACAUCACUAUAAAUAUCCCUAAAUAAACCUGCAAUCAUGGGUGAAUUCCUGAAAUACAUCGACUACGAUCACAAGACCAGUUUCCUGAAGAUGUUGAACCAGCAGAGGAUGGAAGGGGACCACUGUGACGUUGUGGUUGUGGUGGAAAACGUUGAGUUCAGAGCUCACCGCUGUGUCCUGGCCGCCUGCAGCAUCUACUUCAAGAAGCUGUUUAAAAAACAGAACGAUGUGGACAACUCCAUCGUGGAGCUCGACUUCAUCCGUUCAGACAUCUUCGAGGAGGUCCUCAAUUACAUGUACACCGCCAGGCUCGCCGUCCGCAAAAAGGACAUCAACCUCAUGAUGUCAUCCGGACAGGUCCUGGGGAUCACGUUCCUCGACAACCUGUGUUCACAGAAACGUGAGCCCAACAUGAAGCCGAGUCGUGAGAACCAGGCGCCAGGGGACGGUAUGAGAGCCCAGGAUGCCAUUUUGAAAGAGUUGGCCAUGGAGGAGGUGAGGAAGAACAGCUUCUACGAUGGAGGGAUGGAGGCCAUGGGCUCCGGGGGGCCUCACGGGGUCCCUCCUCACUUCGGCGGGAACAUGUCUAAAGACCCCCACAGCGCCCACGGCUGGACCUCCUCUUCCUCCUCCUCCAGCGAUAUGAAGCUUGACUACCUGCUGUACGGCCACCGCUCUGACGGCAUCCACCCGGGAAUGAAACCAGGCGGAGAAGGCCCCAAGAAAGACAAGUCCCACCUGGCCCACCGUCCGUUCGCUUGCGAGGUGUGCCCCAAAACCUUUACCACCCAGGCCCACCUCAAAGAGCACCUGAAGAUCCACACGGGCUUUAAACCGCACCGCUGCCUGGUCUGUGGCAAGGCGUUCAUACGAGGGCCCGACUUAAAGCGGCACGAGAGGGUCCACAGCAACGAGAGACCCUUCGGAUGCCAGAUGUGUGAAAAGGCCUUCAAGCACAAGUCCCACCUGCGAGACCACGAGCGGCAGCACCGAGGGGAGAGGCCCUUCAACUGCGGCUCCUGUGAAAAGGCGUUCAUCAAAGCGUCCGACCUGAAGCGCCACUGGAACACGAUGCACAGCCAGCGCAGAACGCUGUCCCCCGCCGCCGCCGCCCCGGGCAGCAUCCAGGGAGACACCGACACGCAGAGCCAGAGGGACUGGAAGCUAGAGGCUGGACCACACUCGUAAGGACAGACUGUUACACACACACACACCAAGCAUACAUAGUGACAGACACACACACCAAGCAUACAUAGUGACAGACACACACACCAAGCAUACAUAGUGACAGACACACACACACACACACCAAGCAUACAUAGUGACAGACACACACACACACACCAAGCAUACAUAGUGACAGACACACACACACACCAAGCAUACAUAGUGACAGACACACA